Molecule: messenger RNA, 458 nt
Organism: Alligator sinensis (Chinese alligator)
Lineage: Eukaryota; Metazoa; Chordata; Crocodylia; Alligatoridae
Product: protein lin-7 homolog B
Exons: 4
Coding region: 1-456 (151 amino acids)
Biological process (GO): protein localization to basolateral plasma membrane; maintenance of epithelial cell apical/basal polarity; neurotransmitter secretion
Cellular component (GO): basolateral plasma membrane; cell-cell junction; MPP7-DLG1-LIN7 complex
Molecular function (GO): L27 domain binding
Source: RefSeq, a predicted model, not a curated record
AUGCGUGUUUACGAACAGCUCUACGACACGCUGGACAUCGCAGGCAGUGCUGAGAUCCGGGCCCAUGCCACAGCCAAAGCGACAGUGGCGGCCUUUGCAGCCAGUGAGGGGCACGCGCACCCACGGGUGGUGGAGCUGCCCAAGACAGAUGAGGGGCUCGGCUUCAACAUCAUGGGAGGCAAGGAGCAGAACUCUCCCAUCUACAUCUCCCGCAUCAUCCCUGCUGGUGUGGCUGACCGGCACGGCGGGCUCAAGCGCGGGGACCAGCUCCUCUCUGUCAAUGGCGUGAGCGUGGAGGGGGAACAGCAUGAGAAGGCAGUGGAGCUGCUGAAGGCGGCGCAGGGCACGGUGAAGCUGGUCGUGCGCUACACGCCCAAGGUGCUGGAGGAGAUGGAGGCCCGCUUCGAGAAGAUGCGCACGGCCCGGCGCCGUCAGCAGCACGCCAGCUACUCGUAAGG